Anoplophora glabripennis (Asian longhorned beetle) is the source of this 3568-nucleotide messenger RNA. It is a transcript of the gene Eip75B, whose product is annotated as ecdysone-inducible protein E75. Gene Ontology annotation, biological process: positive regulation of transcription by RNA polymerase II; cell differentiation; negative regulation of transcription by RNA polymerase II. NCBI's taxonomy places the organism in Eukaryota, Metazoa, Arthropoda, Insecta, Coleoptera, Cerambycidae. The transcript is spliced from 5 exons. Bases 85 to 2556 code for a protein of 823 amino acids. The record is from RefSeq and is a predicted model, not a curated record. Gene Ontology annotation, molecular function: RNA polymerase II cis-regulatory region sequence-specific DNA binding; zinc ion binding; nuclear receptor activity.
AACGCGUGUGGAUCUCUGUGUCAUCGCGGGACAUGAGCGGAACUUUUACUUUUUGAACCAGUGCGAUACAUAACACCAGUGACCAUGCAGGCCGCCACCAUUGUGUUUAAGACCGAGCCCAAGGAGUUCCGCAUCCCGAACGGGCCGAUUGUGUCCUCCACGUCUUCGCCGACGACCGCUGGUAACACCAUGCGGCCACCGCCGCCCCCCCCGCCACCCAAAAUUAAGGUCAUCGAGAACAAGCUCGAGGAACCCUCCAGCUCCAUCCCUGAUCUCGAAUUCGACGGCACCACCGUGCUGUGCCGUGUGUGCGGCGACAAGGCCUCAGGGUUCCACUACGGGGUGCACUCCUGCGAGGGAUGCAAGGGCUUCUUCAGGCGCAGCAUCCAGCAGAAGAUCCAGUACAGGCCGUGCACCAAAAACCAACAGUGCUCCAUCCUGAGGAUCAACAGGAACCGGUGCCAGUACUGCAGGCUGAAGAAGUGCAUCGCCGUCGGCAUGAGCAGAGACGCUGUGAGGUUCGGUCGUGUACCUAAAAGGGAAAAGGCCCGCAUCCUGGCUGCCAUGCAGCAGAGCUCCAAUUCCCGCACUUUGGAAAAAGCCGUCACAGCCGAACUUGAAGAUGAACAAAGGCUUUUGGCCACCGUCGUCAGGGCGCACAUUGACACCUGCGACUUCACCAGAGACAAAGUCGAACCCAUGCUACAACGCGCGAGAGAUCAUCCAUCUUACACCGCCUGUCCACCGACACUGGCAUGUCCUCUCAACCCAAAUCCCCAGCCUCUGACUGGACAACAGGAAUUAUUGCAAGAUUUCUCGAAACGAUUUUCGCCCGCCAUCCGCGGCGUAGUCGAGUUUGCCAAGCGCAUUCCUGGGUUUUCCCUGUUGGCCCAGGAUGAUCAAGUUACCCUCCUGAAGGCUGGUGUUUUUGAAGUGUUGCUUGUGCGCCUCGCGUGUAUGUUUGACUCUCAAACUUCCAGUAUGAUUUGUUUAAAUGGACAAGUGCUCAAACGAGACUCGAUUCACAACAGUUCUAACGCACGGUUCCUUAUGGACAGUAUGUUCGAUUUCGCGGAACGUAUGAAUGCUCUCAGAUUGUCAGAUGCCGAAAUAGGCCUCUUCUGCUCUGUCGUGGUCAUUGCCGCGGAUCGUCCCGGUCUCAGAAAUACGGAACUCAUCGAAAAAAUGCAUAACAAGCUAAAGGCUGCUCUGCACGUCGUCGUCAGCCAGAAUCAUAACGGCCGUCCUCAUAUCUUGGACGAAUUGAUGAAGAAAAUCCCAGAUUUGCGUACGCUGAACACUUUGCAUUCUGAGAAAUUGCUCGCAUUUAAGAUGACGGAGCAGCAGCAGAUGAUGCAGCAGCAACAGCAUCAUCUGUGGAAUUCCCCCUUAGAAGAGGAGAGCAGCAGCAAAAGCCCUGCGGCUUCAUCGUGGUCCUCUUCGUCUGACGUUACAAUGGACGAGGCGAAAUCCCCACUCGGCUCUGUCUCCAGCACAGAAUCCAUGUGCUCCUCAGAAAUGACCAAUAUCCAUGACUAUCACCAACCCAUCGGUCACCAUAUCAGCUCAAACGUAACCAACGCCCCCCUCUUGGCCGCCACCUUGGCUGGAGGGGUUUGCCCACACAGGCACAGAGCCAAUUCGGGAUCGACAUCCUCCGGAGACGACGAGUUGGCCGCCACAUCACACCUAAUCCACAAUGGGUUGACAAUAACUCCAGUUUCCAGGCCUCACGUCUCCCAUCCAAGAUUUCGCAAAUUAGAUUCUCCCAGUGAUUCUGGCAUCGAGUCUGGAACCGAAAAGGUCGACAAGCCAACUUCAGUCUGCUCCAGUCCACGAUCCUCUGUCGAGGACCACCACAUUGUUGAAGACAUGCCAGUGCUGAAACGCGUUCUGCAAGCUCCUCCCUUGUACGACACGAAUUCAUUGAUGGACGAGGCCUACAAGCCACAUAAAAAAUUCAGGGCGUUAAGAAACAAAGACUCCGCCGAGGCCGAGCCCGCAAUUAUAAUGUCCCCGCAACCAGUGCAAUCUCAGCUCACGUCUGCGCCGCAAUCCAGCCUCUCUAGCUCUCAUUCUAUGCUAGCCAAGUCCCUAAUGGAAGGUCCCAGGAUGACGGCCGAACAGAUGAAAAGGACGGACAUCAUCCAUAACUUCAUCAUGAGAGGCGAGACGCAUGCGGCCUCCCCCAUGGUGACCGCCACCCCCACGGCCUGUCCCUAUAAAACUAACGGAACGCUGCUGCAGCCCGCUUGGGCGACGAGCGUCAUCACCACCACCGCCCGUCAGAACCAGAUGCAGAACAGUCACACGCCGCCCCCGCAGCCGCAGGAGUACUCCAGGCUGUACCUGCACCCACAGUCGCCCCACUCGACGUCGCCGGCCCCCCCGCAAUCCAGGUCACCCGCCAGUCCGCACUCGACGCUGUUGACUUCCAUCCCCAAGAUGGUCGAGCUGCAGGUGGACAUCGCCGACUCCCAGCAGCCGCUCAAUCUCUCCAAGAAGUCGCCGUCCCCGUCGCCGAGGCCGCUGAAGGUGGUGACGCUGGAGGUGUAAUCGCUGCGGCGUCCGCCGUGCUCGUGAGAUUAGUACAAAGUGGAGUGCACAUGCCGCGCGGGCUGGGACUUUGCUAGCCGCCCGCGCGAAAGACAUCUAGGUGCCACUUUAAUCGUAUUACAAACCAAAUAAUUUAUAUUGCUGUAUAUUCAGUCCUAAUAUCUGUCUAUAUAACAUGUAUGUUGAUGUGUGCCCCAUGUUAUGUUGUAGUGUAGGGCGGGCCCAACCCGCAUUCUCAUGUAAAGUUACUUCCGCCAUGGCCCGGGCGGCGAGCACACCCUGUACAUAGUGGACCAACCCCCCCGGCGCGCCGCCCUGGUCCCAUUUCUGUAGUUAAGGUUUCAAACAAUCACUAAUUUAAAUAGAUCCAUGUAAAUGAAUAUUUAUGAUUAGGUAAUUAUAUCGAUAAAACUGGCAUCGGCACCCAAUCAAUCCUAUUGUAAUAAAUUUAUUAUAUUAUUGUUUAAUAUAUGUGAUAAAUUGAUUUGUAGGUUACUUUUAUGUAUAAGUUUGUGUUACGUAUCUCAGUUUGUAGAGACUCAUCUCAUAAUCAUGUUCACGAGACCAUUUCGCCUAUUUGUAUCACCACCAUCUCAUUACUUGUAGAUAGUCGGGCGAGCUGGGGAGGAGACCCGUGAGACUGAGGGGGGUGGCGACGUCCCCAUCGUACUACGGCCGGUUAGAGGCCAAUCACCCGCGUGGCGCCCCCCACGCUUGUCUCCUUGCUCGCUCCUGUAGGACGUGGAAUUUCUGCCCUCAACCGAUUUCAGCAGAUCCAGCGGUAUAGACAGUUGUUGUAUUUACUUUAUUAUCACUAUUGUUAAUAUUGUUUUCAUUGAUGUUCUUCGGGCUGCGGACGCGACGCUCGGCCGGCGGGGCGAAGGGAUUCGACAUGGUUAUUAGGCCCUCGCCUGCCCAACGCUGACGUCCGCGCCACUUGCAAAUGUACUUGUUUAUAAAUUGGGAGCUUGUUGAGGCCGACAGAAUAAACAUGUCUUGGUGAUAUUAAUAA